Molecule: messenger RNA, 11555 nt
Organism: Paramecium primaurelia
Lineage: Eukaryota; Ciliophora; Oligohymenophorea; Peniculida; Parameciidae
Source: the annotation of a GenBank genome assembly
AUGAGAGGAUAAAACCAACCAUACUAUUAACUUUGCUCUCCUUAAAGAGCACCUUAAAGAAUUUAAGUUACAACUUAGCAACCUAGUUAAAAUGAUAAGUUGAUAAGCUUAAAAUGUGAAAAAGUGUUGAUGGGAUUUGAAAUACAAAGGCAAAAUUAAAUAAUAAAGGAGCUUGAAGAAAACAAAAAUUAGUUAGAGUAACAAAUGUAAAUUAAUUUUAUAAUAUAGAAAAACAUAUAAAGAUGAAUAAAAGAUCUUACUUUUAGAAAUCUCUAAUUUAAAUUAAGAAAUGAAUAAAGCGUAGGAGUAAGAGAAAAAACAUAGAGAGCAGCUGAAUUCCUAUAUCAGGAAUUAACCUUAAUUGGAUAAUUAGAUGAAAAUAGAUUUAUCUGGAGAAUAUGAAAAAUUAAAGGAAGAAAAUUAAUAUUUAGAGUCCAAAAUAUCUUAUUUAUUAAGCAUUAAUUAGUUAGAAAAUAAAUAAGAUAUUUCAUCCAUAAAAAAAUUAAAUCUCGAUCAAAGUGAAGCCUACAAUCAUAUUCCUGUUAAUAUUCAAAAGCUUUUAGAAUAACUUUAAAAUAAUAUCUAAAAUUAUAAAUAAGGAAAUUCCAUCUAAACUAAAUACCUUAAUUCUAUAUCUAUUUUAAAGGAAUUAAUUAAAUCCUAAAUAUCAUACCUCACUAAACAAGAUAAUUUCAAUAAAGAAGUUGAUUAUUAAUAGCUAGAAAUAUAUUUGACAACUAUUAAUUAAGAUAUCGAUGAAUUGAAAGCUUAUGAAACCCCAAAAGCAGUUAGACGAAUUUUAAACAAUUAAAGUCCAUAAUUAGGUAGAUCAUGUUCUUAAGGAUUAUCAUCUGAUGAAGUCUUUUCUAAGAUAAUUGGACAUAUUGAACAUUUGUAAUAAGCUGCAUCAAAUAUCCCGACUAUCUUAAAAUAAAUUUCAUUGCUUAAUUCUUUAGUUAGAUUAAAAAAUGAUGACCUCAAACUUAUAAGCAAUAAUAAUAAAUUAAAAUAAUCACCUACAAGAUUUUCAAUCGCCCUCACUCCGGUUAAAUACUUAAGCCCAAUUAGAAUUUCUCCUUUAAAAAUACAACCAUUUAUUAUGAAUAUGAGUGCUCCUUAGAAAGUUUCUAUCAUUUAAUCAAAUAUUCAUGAUUCACAUUAAACUAACUAAAGAUAAAAUGUUAUUGAUUCAUUUCCAAUUUAAUAAAGAGACGAAUUUUAGAAUGUUCUAAAUUCAUUUAGAGAUAAUUAAGACAAAAUAAAUUAAUUGGAAUUUGAAAAAUUAUAAUUAUAGGAACAAGUUAAAUUGCUGAGAUAAAAAUAUGACUAGUUGAUUGAAAACUAAAUAUAGUAGCCUUAAGACUAAAACUUAAGGUAAUUGGAAAGCUUGGAUGCAGAAAAUUUAAUACUAAAAAGAUAAAAUAUAGAUUUAAAGUAAUAAGUUAAGGAAUUAAUAGAUGAUAGAAUAAAACUAUAAUAAUAAUAUGAUAUAAGUAAAAAUUAAUAUUAAGAAAUAUUAAAUCAAUUACAUCAGGAAAAAAAACCUGAAGAUUAUAAGAAACAAAUAGUAUUAUAAUAGGAGCAAAUACAUAAUUUGGAAAAUGAAAAAUUGAUGAAAAAUGACGAAUUUAAAAUUUUAAUGGAAGAAAAUGACACUUUGAAAAAAAAUUAAAUCUAACUUUAAGAUUAAAUAAUAGAAUUAUUAAAAUAAUUGAAUUAAUAGAAUAUAUAAUAGUUUGAUGAAAGAGAUGUUGAGAGUAUAGACGAAUAGCAGGAAGAUAGAUUAAAAUAAAUGAAUAUUUUGCAAACAGAAAAUAUAAUAUUAAAAGAUCAGCUUGCAGAGGUUGAAUAGUAAAGAUAAGAUGAUCUUAAGUCUUUCAAAUCAAUUAUAGGAAAUGGUGCAGAUUAAUAAUGUAUUGCAGAUUUAGUGACUUAAAAAUAAAAAUUAUAAUCUGAUUAAAGAUAAUAGUUAAUUUAGAUAAAUAAAUUAUAGUAAGAACUUAUAGAAUAAUAAAAUGAAAAUAAUUAAUUAAAAUAACAAUUUAAAGAAAUAAAAGAAUAGAAAUAGUUUAAAGAUCCAAAAGAUGCUUCUUAAUAAACACAGAAUGAAUUAGAUCAAUUAAAAAAGGAAUAAAUCAAAUUAAAGGAUGAAUUACUCUAAACCUAGUAAAAGCUAAAUGAAUAAUUGCAAUAAUAAAUCUAAAAACCUCAAGGUACUGAGCAACAGAUUCAAUUCUAAACAGAUCCUGAAAAAGUCUUAUAAAUCAGCUCACUCUAGGCAGAAUGUGUGAAUCUCAAGAAACAAAUAUAGGAUGUUGAGUAGUAGAGAAAGGAUGAUCUAAAAUCUUUUGAGAAAAUGCUUGGAGAAGGAGUCAAUGAAUCCCAAGUUAUUGGCUUGACUUCUGAUAAAUAAUAACUCUAAUCUGAUUUAAGACAAUUACAAAAUAAAUGUGAUCAAUUGUAGUAAGAGCAAAUCGCAUUGUAGAAUUAAUUACUUUAGAAGAACAAAUAAAUUGUGGAUUUACAGGAUGAAACCAAACAAAACGAGAAAGAAGAAAAAAUUCGAGAAAAGGAUAACGAGAUAAAACUUUUAGAACAACAAGUACAAACAGCUAAAGAUCAAUAUUAAGAGCUUUUAGACUUGCAAUAAUAGAACUUAACUCCUGGAGGAUAAAAAGAAAAGAUAUUACAAUAAACCAAAGAAAUUCAUGAUUAAUAAGAAGUGAUUAAUGAACUUCAACAGAAGGUGGAAACUGAAGUGCCACAGCUUUAAGGACAAUUAACCGAAGCUUAGGAGAAAUUGAAGGAUGCACAAAAGGAUGCAGAAUUGUGGAAUAAAAAGUAUCAUGAAUUGCUAGAGAGCAAAUAAACUUAAGUUCAGAACAUUCUUGCUCCAGAAGAUAUUGAAAAAUUAACUUCUGAAGAAGCCAAAAAUGCUCUUACAUAAUUGAACAAGUAAUAUUCAGAUAAAGCUCAAGAAAAUAGAGAAUUAGAGAUGGUUGUUUAGCACCUUCGAUAAGAUCUGGAUUCUUCAUAAGAGAAAUUAUAACAGCAAGUGAAAGAAGCACAACAAGAAAAAGCUGUACAAGAAUAAUAAACUCAACUCCUUAAUAAUUAACUGAAAGAUUUGGUUGCAAAGGAUGAAGCUCAAAGAGCAGAAAUCUUGGAUUUGAAAAACAAAGUUGAUUAAGAGAAUGCUGACUUUUGGAAAAAACAAUAUUAGUAAUUGGCAGAAAAGUAACCUGAAAUUAGCUCAACAUAGGCAGGAGACCUACAAGAACAACAAGUAGCCUAACAAGAAGGAGAAGUGAAGCCCAGAGAAGGUUUGAAUGAAGAAGUUGAAUUACUGAAAAUAAAAUUAGAAAAAUUAAAUGAUCUGUAAAAAGAAAAUGAAGAAUUGAAAGCAUAAUAGAUAUUAAUUUAAGAUGAAUUACUCUAAACCUAGUAAAAGCUAAAUGAAUAAUUGCAAUAAUAAAUCUAAAAACCUCAAGGUACUGAGCAACAGAUUCAAUUCUAAACAGAUCCUGAAAAAGUCUUAUAAAUCAGCUCACUCUAGGCAGAAUGUGUGAAUCUCAAGAAACAAAUAUAGGAUGUUGAGUAGUAGAGAAAGGAUGAUCUAAAAUCUUUUGAGAAAAUGCUUGGAGAAGGAGUCAAUGAAUCCCAAGUUAUUGGCUUGACUUCUGAUAAAUAAUAACUCUAAUCUGAUUUAAGACAAUUACAAAAUAAAUGUGAUCAAUUGUAGUAAGAGCAAAUCGCAUUGUAGAAUUAAUUACUUUAGAAGAACAAAUAAAUUGUGGAUUUACAGGAUGAAACCAAACAAAACGAGAAAGAAGAAAAAAUUCGAGAAAAGGAUAACGAGAUAAAACUUUUAGAACAACAAGUACAAACAGCUAAAGAUCAAUAUUAAGAGCUUUUAGACUUGCAAUAAUAGAACUUAACUCCUGGAGGAUAAAAAGAAAAGAUAUUACAAUAAACUAAAGAAAUUCAUGAUUAAUAAGAAGUGAUUAAUGAACUUCAACAGAAAGUGGAAACUGAGAUCCCUUAACUCAAAUAACUUUUAUGUGAAGCUGAAGAAAAAUUUAAAGUAGCUUAAAAUCAAGCAGAUUUAUGGAACAAAAAUUAUAAAGAUCUUUAAGAAGCUAAAUAAGAAUAAAUUGAUGAUUAUGUCAAGCAAGAUGAAAUACAAAGUUAUACUUUAGAUUAAGCUAAAGAUACUUUAUUAAAAUUGAAUGAAGAAUUGAAGAAAUAAAAGUAGAUCAAUAACGAAUAAUUAUAAGUUAACGAAAAUCUAUAAAAAUAGUUAAAAGAUCCAAAAGAUGCUACAUAAUAAACACAGAAUGAAUUAGAUCAAUUAAAAAAGGAAUAAAUCAAAUUAAAGGAUGAAUUACUCUAAACCUAGUAAAAGCUAAAUGAAUAAUUGCAAUAAUAAAUCUAAAAACCUCAAGGUGUUGAGCAACAGAUUCAAUUCUAAACAGAUCCUGAAAAAGUCUUAUAAAUCAGCUCACUCUAGGCAGAAUGUGUGAAUCUCAAGAAACAAAUAUAGGAUGUUGAGUAGUAGAGAAAGGAUGAUCUAAAAUCUUUUGAGAAAAUGCUUGGAGAAGGAGUCAAUGAAUCCCAAGUUAUUGGCUUGACUUCUGAUAAAUAGUAACUCUAAUCUGAUUUAAGACAAUUACAAAAUAAAUGUGAUCAAUUGUAGUAAGAGCAAAUCGCAUUGUAGAAUUAAUUACUUUAGAAGAACAAAUAAAUUGUGGAUUUACAGGAUGAAACCAAACAAAACGAGAAAGAAGAAAAAAUUCGAGAAAAGGAUAACGAGAUAAAACUUUUAGAACAACAAGUACAAACAGCUAAAGAUCAGUAUUAAGAGCUUUUAGACUUGCAAUAAUAGAACUUAACUCCUGGAGGACAAAAAGAAAAGAUAUUACAAUAAACUAAAGAAAUUCAUGAUUAAUAAGAAGUGAUUAAUGAACUUCAACAGAAAGUGGAAACUGAGAUCCCUUAACUCAAAUAACUUUUAUGUGAAGCUGAAGAAAAAUUUAAAGUAGCUUAAAAUCAAGCAGAUUUAUGGAACAAAAAUUAUAAAGAUCUUUAAGAAGCUAAAUAAGAAUAAAUUGAUGAUUAUGUCAAGCAAGAUGAAAUACAAAGUUAUACUUUAGAUUAAGCUAAAGAUACUUUAUUAAAAUUGAAUGAAGAAUUGAAGAAAUAAAAGUAGAUCAAUAACGAAUAAUUAUAAGUUAACGAAAAUCUAUAAAAAUAGUUAAAAGAUCCAAAAGAUGCUACAUAAUAAACACAGAAUGAAUUAGAUCAAUUAAAAAAGGAAUAAAUCAAAUUAAAGGAUGAAUUACUCUAAACCUAGUAAAAGCUAAAUGAAUAAUUGCAAUAAUAAAUCUAAAAACCUCAAGGUACUGAGCAACAGAUUCAAUUCUAAACAGAUCCUGAAAAAGUCUUAUAAAUCAGCUCACUCUAGGCAGAAUGUGUGAAUCUCAAGAAACAAAUAUAGGAUGUUGAGUAGUAGAGAAAGGAUGAUCUAAAAUCUUUUGAGAAAAUGCUUGGAGAAGGAGUCAAUGAAUCCCAAGUUAUUGGCUUGACUUCUGAUAAAUAAUAACUCUAAUCUGAUUUAAGACAAUUACAAAAUAAAUGUGAUCAAUUGUAGUAAGAGCAAAUCGCAUUGUAGAAUUAAUUACUUUAGAAGAACAAAUAAAUUGUGGAUUUACAGGAUGAAACCAAACAAAACGAGAAAGAAGAAAAAAUUCGAGAAAAGGAUAACGAGAUAAAACUUUUAGAACAACAAGUACAAACAGCUAAAGAUCAAUAUUAAGAGCUUUUAGACUUGCAAUAAUAGAACUUAACUCCUGGAGGAUAAAAAGAAAAGAUAUUACAAUAAACCAAAGAAAUUCAUGAUUAAUAAGAAGUGAUUAAUGAACUUCAACAGAAGGUGGAAACUGAAGUGCCACAGCUUUAAGGACAAUUAACCGAAGCUUAGGAGAAAUUGAAGGAUGCACAAAAGGAUGCAGAAUUGUGGAAUAAAAAGUAUCAUGAAUUGCUAGAGAGCAAAUAAACUUAAGUUCAGAACAUUCUUGCUCCAGAAGAUAUUGAAAAAUUAACUUCUGAAGAAGCCAAAAAUGCUCUUACAUAAUUGAACAAGUAAUAUUCAGAUAAAGCUCAAGAAAAUAGAGAAUUAGAGAUGGUUGUUUAGCACCUUCGAUAAGAUCUGGAUUCUUCAUAAGAGAAAUUAUAACAGCAAGUGAAAGAAGCACAACAAGAAAAAGCUGUACAAGAAUAAUAAACUCAACUCCUUAAUAAUUAACUGAAAGAUUUGGUUGCAAAGGAUGAAGCUCAAAGAGCAGAAAUCUUGGAUUUGAAAAACAAAGUUGAUUAAGAGAAUGCUGACUUUUGGAAAAAACAAUAUUAGUAAUUGGCAGAAAAGUAACCUGAAAUUAGCUCAACAUAGGCAGGAGACCUACAAGAACAACAAGUAGCCUAACAAGAAGGAGAAGUGAAGCCCAGAGAAGGUUUGAAUGAAGAAGUUGAAUUACUGAAAAUAAAAUUAGAAAAAUUAAAUGAUCUGUAAAAAGAAAAUGAAGAAUUGAAAGCAUAAUAGAUAUUAAUUUAAGAUGAAUUACUCUAAACCUAGUAAAAGCUAAAUGAAUAAUUGCAAUAAUAAAUCUAAAAACCUCAAGGUACUGAGCAACAGAUUCAAUUCUAAACAGAUCCUGAAAAAGUCUUAUAAAUCAGCUCACUCUAGGCAGAAUGUGUGAAUCUCAAGAAACAAAUAUAGGAUGUUGAGUAGUAGAGAAAGGAUGAUCUAAAAUCUUUUGAGAAAAUGCUUGGAGAAGGAGUCAAUGAAUCCCAAGUUAUUGGCUUGACUUCUGAUAAAUAAUAACUCUAAUCUGAUUUAAGACAAUUACAAAAUAAAUGUGAUCAAUUGUAGUAAGAGCAAAUCGCAUUGUAGAAUUAAUUACUUUAGAAGAACAAAUAAAUUGUGGAUUUACAGGAUGAAACCAAACAAAACGAGAAAGAAGAAAAAAUUCGAGAAAAGGAUAACGAGAUAAAACUUUUAGAACAACAAGUACAAACAGCUAAAGAUCAAUAUUAAGAGCUUUUAGACUUGCAAUAAUAGAACUUAACUCCUGGAGGAUAAAAAGAAAAGAUAUUACAAUAAACCAAAGAAAUUCAUGAUUAAUAAGAAGUGAUUAAUGAACUUCAACAGAAGGUGGAAACUGAAGUGCCACAGCUUUAAGGACAAUUAACCGAAGCUUAGGAGAAAUUGAAGGAUGCACAAAAGGAUGCAGAAUUGUGGAAUAAAAAGUAUCAUGAAUUGCUAGAGAGCAAAUAAACUUAAGUUCAGAACAUUCUUGCUCCAGAAGAUAUUGAAAAAUUAACUUCUGAAGAAGCCAAAAAUGCUCUUACAUAAUUGAACAAGUAAUAUUCAGAUAAAGCUCAAGAAAAUAGAGAAUUAGAAUAAAACUCAAAAGAGUAAGCACUUGCUUUAUUUUAAAAAUAAUAAGAAAUAGAAUCUUUAUAAAUCAAACUUGAUUAGAUAACAGAAUGUUCUAAUAUAUAAAAGCAAUAAUUAUAAAGCACUACUGAUGAUUACACUUCAUAAAUAGAUUUGUUAAAAUAAUAAAUUUCAGAUCUCAAAUCCUAAAUUGAUUAGAACAAUGCUGCUUUUUGGAAAUAAUCAUAUUAUUCAUUAUUAGAAGAAACAAAAUAAAUAAAUUAAAAUGUUCCUCAAUAAGAUAUACAAUAAAAAGAAGAAUAAAUUUCUGAUAAUCAAUCUGUGAUUAAUGCUUAAAAACCAUAAGAAGAAUAAUAGCUUUUGAAAUAAUAAUAUGAGGAAUUAACAUAGAUUAAACUUUAGCUUCAACAAGAAUUAAUAAUUGCUUAAAAUCGUAUAUCUUAACUUUUAAAUGAUUAAAUAGAAAAGCCAGCAUUUUAAGAAGAAGGAAUUUCUUUCUCUACUGAUCCAUAAAAAGCCUUACUUCUCUCUUAAUUAGAACAAAAAAAUUUGUAAUUAAGUCAAUAAAUUUCUGAAAUUGAACAGUUGAGAAAAGAUGAUUUACAAAAAUUCAAAGAUAUGAUUGGCAAUGGAGUCAAUGAAAGUACUGUGGUAACUCUUAUGCAAGAAAAAUAAGCAUUAUAAUCUUAAAUAAUUAAAUUAAAAACUUAAAUAGAUUAAAAUUAAUAAGAAUAAAUUGCAAUUUCAAAUUAAUUAAUUUCAAAAACAAGCUAACUGGUAGAAUUAUAAGAAAGUUUAAAAAAUGAUGUAAGUUAGUAAAAAAUAAAAUAAUUACAAGAUGAAAAUAAUUUGCUUCAACAAGAAUUAUCAAAAGCCAAAAAAUCAUACCAAGAAUUACUUGAGUUACAAUCAGAAAAUUUAACACCAAAUGGAUAAAGAGAAAAAAUUUUAACCUAAUAGAAACAGAUUCAUGAUUUAGAAGAAUAAAGUUUAAUUUCUUAAUAAAAAAAUGAGAAUGAGGUAUCAUCAUUGGUAGGAGAAUUAAGCGAGGUUAAAUAAAAAUUAAAAGAUUCCUUAACUGAUAGUCAAUUAUGGAACAAAAAAUAUCAUGAAUUGCUUGAAAACCGUUAAAAUCUUCCAACAUUAGAGAUUGAAGAUUUACAAAAAUAAUUAUUAGAAUCCUAGUAAGAUACAGAAAAGGAGAGGGAAAAAUAUAAUAAUUUAUUAUAAGAAUAGUAUUAGCAACUAUCGCCUACUUCUGCUCAGGCUAAACUUUUGUUAGCUAUAGAUUAAAUUAAUUAAUUAAAACAGCAAUUAGAAAAAAAUUAGGCUUAAGAAAUAUAUUAAGAGCCUUAGUAAUAGAUUGAUAAUUUGUAAGAGGAAAUAGAGAACUUAAGAAAAAAAAUUGAAAAUUUAGAAAAAAUAAAUCAAAUAAGCAAUGAAUAAAUUGAAUAUUUAAAAGGGUAAUUAUAAAAAAAAGAAAUGAAUUAGCCCAGUUAACAAUUUGCAACUGAUAAUUAAGAAUUGUUGUCAAUCUAAGAAUAAAAUAUCAUAUUUUAGUCUUAAAUUAAUCAAAAACAAAAGGAAUUGAAAGAAGCAGAAAACCUAAUUUAAUAACAACAAUAAAAAAUAUUAGAUGCUUAGAAUGAUCAACAAAAAGUAGAAUUUUGGAAAAAAUAAUACACAGAUUUAUUAUCUGAAAAAUAUCCUUAAGAGAAAUCUAAAUAAAUAUAAGAAUAAAAAGAACAAUAAGUUAGUGAAGAACCUGCACUAUAAGAAAAUCUACAAACAUAAUAACUAGAGAAUUAAAUACAUUAAUUGUAAUUGGAUAAGGCAAAUCUCUCUUAAUAACUUAUAGAAUAUUAAAAUAAAGCCAAUACUGCAUUGUAGCCAAAAUAAUAAUAAGAAUUUAUAAACUCCCGUCAAAUUGAACAAAUUUAGAGUUUAGAGAAAUAAAUUGAUGAAUUAAAGAAAGAAAAUAGAGAGUAAAUAUAUUUUAAUUAUUUUUAGUAUUAUUGAAUAAAUGAGAACAGCGCUAAAUGGAAGCGAUUAGUAAAAAUAAAUAGCUGAUCUAUUAGAAAUUAACAGCAGUUUAAAGUUAAAUAAUGCAAAACUAUUGAUUGACUUAGAAAUAGAUUAGAAAGAACUAAUAAGAUAAUAAUAACAAGUUUAACUUCUAAACAAUACUAUUAAUGAUCUUUAAGAUCCAACUGUGGCAGAAAAUACAAGAUUGCGUGUCUCAGAUUUAGAGAAAUAAAUUGAUUUAAUUGGAUAACAAGUUGAUUUCUGGAAACUAAAAUAUCAGUAAGUCUUAAGUGAAUAUAGUCAACAAUUAUCUCCUACAAGUGUUCAAAAUAAAAUGUUGGAGUAAACAAAAUUAAUUCAUGACCAGGAAGAAGCAUUGAUGCUUUUAUAAAAAACAAAAGAUUAAUCAAAAUUAGAAAGUGAUUCUGAAAUUAAUAAUCUAAAAUUGUAAAUUAAAGAUCUUUAAGAAGAAAGUUUAAUUUUGAAAAAAAAAUUGCAAGAUUAUUAAAACUAAACUCAAUAAUUAUCAAUCUAAAGAGUUAUAUCUUAAGGAGAAAACGAACUUUAGGUCUAAUAUUGGAAGGAUAAAUAUCAAGAGGCUUUAGAAGCUUUAUACAAAGAUCCUGAACAUGUUUAAGAAAUACUAAAAUAAAAGGAAGAGGUUGCUUAAACUUUAUAUUUUGAUAAAGAUUCACAGUCUAUUCAUGAUUUUGAAUCUGAUUUGAUUGAAAAAUUGAGAAGUGAAAAUUAAACAUUUUAAGGGGAGGUCACAUUUUAUAAAAAGAGAGUCUAUGAAUUAGAAUAAUAAUAAAAAAUUGAACCUAGCUAAUAAGACACUGUAUAAUCUAGACAAUAUCAAAUUUCUCAACUCGAAAAAGACCUUCAGAAAGCUAUGUCAAAUUGUGCUUAUUGGGAAUAGAAAUAUAAUGAAAUAGCUUAACAGAGUAUCAAAAUUGAAACUCAAAAGUAUGGAGGUGAUCCAACCUAAACUGCAACUUUUUGGAGAUAAAAAUAUGAUCAAGUAGAGUUAAAUAGAUAACAAUUGAUUUAAGUAAUUGCUGAUAAAGAAGAAUAAUUAGAAUUAAAUAUGUAAUCAUUCUAACAAAUUCUUAAAGAUGAAUUAAAGGAAGAACUUACUAAAAUAAGAACAUAAGAAAGAGAAAAAAUAGAACAAUAAUUCUAGCAAAAUUAUCCUUAGAGUGAAUCAAUUUUAAUUUAAAAAUUAAAAGAUUCUCAUGAAAUUGAAAAAGAAUAGCUUAUUUAAGAAUUUUUAAGAAGAAUUGAUUAACUAUUAUAGAGCAAUGUAUAAAAGUAUCCUGAAGGAGAAAAUUGGAAAGAGUUGAUAUUAAGAUAUGAAAAAUAAAGAUAAAAUGAGCUCUACGAACUAAGACAACAUUUAGAAAUUCUAUAAAGAUCAUAAAUAUCUACAAAGGAUAUAGAAUUUUAUGCUGAAAGAAGAGCAUACGAAAACACAAUUAAUGAAUUAAGAGCUAGAAUAUCAUAAGAAGAUCCUCAAGAACUUUAUGAUACAAUUGAGUAUUAAAGAAAAGUGAUUUUAGAUUAUGAAAAUCAAAUUUCAUUUUUAUAAAAUGAGCGAACAAAUCUAGAAAUGCAUAUUAUGUAAUUAAAUUAGUAAAUUGAUCAAUUAAAGGAUAAUAUUUCAAAAUUCUAAAUAUAAUAAGAUCAUAGAAAAAGAUAAAGAGCUGAAGUACUGGAAGCUAUAGAAGAGAUGAAAAGAGAAAGAGCUGCUGAUAGAGAUUCUUUCAAAUCUCCUUAUAGACAAAUGAGACAAAGUUAAAGAAGAACAUCUUGGGAUAGGUAUCCAAAAGACUUUUUAAGACCUUCUAAUAUUUAAUAGCCAUCCCCUUAUUAACAUUAAAGUUCACCUAUGCACAAAAUUCCAUUCCAGCAAUCCUAAUUUAUAUCUCCUAAAUAGGAAAAUAGAGACAUAAAUUUAAAAUUAUAAGAAUUAGAUGAAGUUAAAUAUAAGUAUUAAUCUGCUUUGAAUAAUAUUUUAUAACUUGAAACCUAAGUGAUAGAAAAGCUUCAGCAAGAUGAUUUGUAAAUUGAAUGA